AUGUCUAAAUCCCUGAAAUCAUAUGGGGUUCCUUCCUCGAAUAGUGUUCCGACUGGGCUCACAAUGCCAACUAUUGAUGCAGUCAAUUUUGAGAUCAAGCCCGCUCUAAUCUCCAUGGUCUCACAAAGUCAAUUUGGUGGCCAUCCAUCUGAGGAACCCACCAACCAUUUGCAGAGGUUCAACCAACUGUGUGGUUAUGAUUUUCUUGCCAAUUUAGCUGCCAACCAUUACAGCACCACCAGAUCCACAUCUAAGAAGGGAAAAUUGGAUGUCGAUGCUUAUGCUCUAUUGUCCUCACAAGUGGCAGCCUUGAACCUGAAGAUCGAUUCUUUGAAGGCUCCUCAGUCUUGUACUCCCCCAAUGAGUAUUAAUGCUAUGUCUAGUGUAGCUCCAGUGACAACUUCUUACUGCGAAGUAUGUGGAAUCCAAGGUCACUUUGGUCAUGAGUGCUCUUAUAGUUUACAGGAUACUACGCAAUUGGAGCAAUUCCAUCCACCUCAACCACAUGUUGCUAGGCCUCCAUUUCAACAAGGAGCCUCACAUAAUGCUCCCCCGGGGUUUAAUAGGCCCCCGCAUCAAGGAUAUCAACAACCCCCUCAGAGCAGUGCUACUCCAGAGCCUAACAUGGGUGAUCUGUAUAAGCUCAUUGCAAAUAUGCAGAAGACCGCAGAGAUAGCUCAAAAGAACCAUGAUGAGAGCAUCAAAGAGUUGAAGAAUCAGAAUAGAAUGUUGGAGAAUCAAGGCAACCUACUCCGCCCCAGAACAGAGAAAGUGCCAAUGCUAUCACUCUUAGAAGUGGCACUAAAUAUAAUGGACCCCCGAUGCCCACUGAUGAAAACUCUUGCUAAGGAGAACACAGAUGGACCAGGGAAAGCAAUUGAUGCAGAGCCUCAAGUCCUGGAAGUUGGUAAUGCUGAUGAUGUUGGUGCAAAUAAGGGGAAAGAGAAGAAUUCUGAUUCUCUCCCUAUUGUGCCUAAGUUACCUUUCCCUCAUCGGAUGCAGAAAACUAAGGUUGAUCAACAACUUGGUAAGUUCUUGGCAAUGGUCAAGAAUCUUGAGGUAACGGUCCCUUUUACUGAUUUAAUAUCUCAAGUUCCUGUUUAUGCAAAAUUUUUGAAAGAGAUGAUCACUAAAAAAAGGGAUUAUGGUGGUGUGGAGAGAGUCGCUCUAACUGAAGAGUGUGCAAGUGUGUCUGUCAUGCCCCUUUCUGUCUGUAAUAGGUUGAAUAUGGGAAAACUAAAAUGCACGCAAAUCACUUUGCAAAUGGCAGAUCGUUCUAUAAAAUAUCCUUUAGGUAUUUUGGAGGAUGUUCCUGUCCGGGUGGGAAAAUUCUACAUUCCUGUUGAUUUUGUGGUGCUAGAUAUGGAGGAGGAUAGUCAAAUCCCCAUAAUUUUGGGUAGGCCAUUUUUAUGUACUGCAGGUGCUGUUAUUGAUGUCAAGUCUGGGUCUCUUACUUUGAGUGUUGGUGAUGAUACUGUUACUUUUAAUCUAACCAAUGCUGUGAAGUCUCCUAUGCUUGAGAAUACUUGUUGCAGGAUUGAUAUUGCAGAAGAGAUUUCUCUAGACAACAUUCCUAGAAUGUUGUAUGAUGAUCUAUUGCUGGCGACUCUCACCUUGGAAGCCCAUAAAGGGGAAGGAGAUUGUGAGAUUGAUUCCUUGAUCUCGGAUUUAGAUGGAAUUGAAGUUGAGAAGGUCGAUGGUUUUGAGGUAUUGGCAACUGUUUGCUCUAUUUCCGAGCCACAGGUAACGAAGGUAGAACUAAAACCAUUACCAUCUCACCUUAAAUAUGCAUUUCUUGAUGAUAAUGAGGAUUUUCCUGUGAUCGUUAAUGCUGCACUCGACGAUAGCCAGCUUUCUAAGCUUCUGACCGUGCUACGUAUGCACAAAAAGACAAUCGGGUAUAGCAUUGACGAUCUCAAGGGCAUUAGUCCUGACUUUUGUAUGCAUAGAAUUAACUUGGAAGCAGAUCACCGCCCUCGCAUAGAGCCACAACGUCGUUUGAAUCUUAAUAUGCAAGAUGUGGUGAGAAAAGAGGUAGUGAAACUACUUGAUGCGGGCAUCAUCUAUCCCAUUUCAGAUUCUAAAUGGGUGAGCCCGGUGCAAGUCGUUCCUAAGAAGGGGGGGACAACGGUCGUUAAAAAUGAUAAGGAUGAGCUUAUCCCCACUCGUGUUGUCACAGACGACCAGGAGAAGACGACGUUCACCUGUCCAUAUGGAACUUUUGCAUACCGCAGAAUGCCGUUUGGUUUGUGCAACGCCCCUGCUACAUUUCAAAGGUGUAUGAUGGCCAUCUUUUCUGACUUCAUCGAGGAUAUCAUGGAGUGCCACUUUAUGGUCAAUGAAGGAGUGGUACUUGGUCAUCUUAUUUCUGAGCGUGGCAUCCAAGUUGACCGAGCAAAAAUUGAGGUGAUCGAGAAACUUCCCCCUCCCGUGAAUGUCAAGGGAGUGAGGAGUUUUCUCGGUCAUGCGGGUUUCUAUCGCCGUUUCAUAAAAGAUUUUUCUAAAAUUGCGAAACCCCUCACUCAAUUACUGCUCAAGGAUGCCACAUUUGAGUUCACUGAUGCUUGUUUGGAGUCUUUUGACAGGAUAAAGAAAGCAUUGAUAACUGCUCCGAUCAUUCAGCCUCCGGAUUGGGAUUUGCCGUUCGAAAUUAUGUGUGAUGCGAGUGAUUUUGCUGUUGGAGCAGUGCUUGGCCAAAGAAAGAACAAGUAUUUGUUGGCCAAGAAAGAGGCCAAACCGAGACUUAUUCGAUGGAUUCUUCUUCUCCAGGAGUUUGAUUUGGAGAUUCGGGAUAAGAAGGGUGCUGAGAAUGUUGUUGCAGAUCAUCUCUCUCGGUUGAAAUUUCAAUCUAGCACAGACGGGCCUAUCAAUGAUUCUUUUCCUGACGAUCAUCUAUUCUCUGUGUCUACUCAAUCCCCAUGGUAUGCGGACUUUGCAAACUAUUGUGUUGGUGGGUCCCAUCCUCCGGAGUUGACAUAUCAACAACGUAAGAGAUUCUACCAUGAUGCUAAACGGUAUUUUUGGGAUGAUCCACAUUUUUAUCGGAAGUGUGCCGAUGGUAUGUUUCGUAGGUGUGUAGCGGAUUGGGAUACCCACGGGGUUCUUAAGCAUUGCCACAGUUUACCUUCUAGUGGCCAUCUUGGUGCUAUUCCGACCGCCCAUCGAACUCUUCAAAGUGGUUUCUAUUGGCCUUCUAUAUUCAAGGAUACUCGCUUCUUUUGCAAUGCAUGUGAUGAAUGUCAACGGACGGGCAAUGUUUCGAAAAGGCAAGAGCUACCACAGACCGGAAUUCUUGAAGUUGAGCCAUUUGAUGUAUGGGGCAUUGAUUUUAUGGGACCGUUCCCUUCUUCAUGUGGGAAUCGGUACAUCUUGGUUGCCGUUGAUUACGUUACAAAGACUUUUAAGGCUCUUCUGAAGAAGCACGGAGUUACUCAAAAGGUUGGCAUGGCUUAUCAUCCUCAAACGAGUGGCCAAGUCGAAGUUUCUAAUCGACAGAUCAAGAGAAUUCUCGAAAAAGUGGUCAACAAGUCUCGAAAGGAUUGGUCGUUGAAGUUGGAUGACACAUUGUGGGCGUUGCGCACGGCCUACAAGACUCCGUUGGGGACAACUCCGUAUAGGUUGGUGUAUGGCAAAGCUUGUCAUUUACCAGUUGAAAUGGAAUAUCUCUCUACUUGGGCCGUCAAGGAGAUCAAUAUGGAUUUAGAAGCGGCCGGUGAAGCGAGACUUCUUCAAUUGAAUGAGCUAGAUGAACUACGGUUUGAAGCUUACGAGAAUCAUAGGCUCUAUAAGGAGCAAACGAAGAAGUUUCAUGAUAAGAUAAUUCAAAAACGGGAGUUCAACAUCGGUGAUAAGGUCUUGCUUUAUAAGUCACGACUACGGCUUUUUCCAGGAAAGCUUAAGUCUAGAUGGUCCGGACCCUUUACUAUCACCGAAGUCAAGGAACAUGGAGCUAUUGAGGUUGCUAGUGAAAAUGGCACCAAGUUCAAAGUGAACGGUCAACGUUUGAAGCUAUACACUGAAGGAGCGUUUAUUGGAAAAUUGGAGACGAUCUAUCUCUCCGAUCCACCCACCGACGCUUAA
This is a messenger RNA of Spinacia oleracea (spinach), 4080 nucleotides long. RefSeq lists its product as uncharacterized. NCBI's taxonomy places the organism in Eukaryota, Viridiplantae, Streptophyta, Magnoliopsida, Caryophyllales, Amaranthaceae. The record is from RefSeq and is a predicted model, not a curated record. Gene Ontology annotation, molecular function: nucleic acid binding. Gene Ontology annotation, biological process: DNA integration. The transcript is spliced from 9 exons. Bases 1 to 4080 code for a protein of 1359 amino acids.